Molecule: messenger RNA, 2051 nt
Organism: Gossypium raimondii (Peruvian cotton)
Lineage: Eukaryota; Viridiplantae; Streptophyta; Magnoliopsida; Malvales; Malvaceae
Product: 4-coumarate--CoA ligase-like 6
Exons: 6
Coding region: 43-1941 (632 amino acids)
Biological process (GO): ubiquinone biosynthetic process
Cellular component (GO): peroxisome
Molecular function (GO): CoA-ligase activity
Source: RefSeq, a predicted model, not a curated record
AUCUUCCAAAUUUUCUGCGUUUGACCCGUUUAUUGCCUAUCAAUGAAGCCGACAUCAAUAAUUGAUAAUUCCGUUUUCCAUUGCCCCUCCCUGUUAUUUAUAUGUCAGUCCUUUGAGAUUGGAACUCAAAGGCAAAGCAAAGGUCGCCAAAGCCAAAUCCAUAGCAGUCCAUCCUUUUGCAGCACCCGACGAAGCUCAAACUACUGCAAACCUACAAUAUCAACAUAUUUUCUCCCUCUAUCAAUGGCAACAAGCUUAAGCUCACAUAUAAGCCUCCAAACUUCAGAAUCCAAAAUUAGUGAUUUUCCUGACUGGUAUUCGCCGGAAACAGGAAUCUAUUCCAGCAAACAUCCCUCUAUAUCUCUCCCCACGGAUCCAUUUCUUGAUAUUGUUUCCUUCGUUUUCUCUCACAAACAUGAUGGGGUCACUGCUUUGAUCGAUUCCUCCUCUGGGUAUUCAAUACCUUAUUCAAAGCUUUUACCUUUAAUCCAAUCCAUGGCCUCUGGUCUCCACCACCUAGGUGUUUCUCAAGGUGAUGUAGUCUUGCUUCUGUUGCCAAAUUCUUCUCACUUUCCCAUCAUUUUCUUCAGCGUUCUAUAUUUAGGUGCAAUAGUUAGUGCCAUGAAUCCACUAAGUAGUACGUUUGAGAUCAAGAAACAGGUUUCUGAUUGUAGUGUACGUUUUGCUUUUACUUCACUUGAAAAGAUUGACCAACUCAACAACUUGGGUGUUCAUGCAAUUGGGGUACCACAAAACAUCGACUUUGAUUCAGAAAAUAUUGGUUUUUCCCCUUUCCAUGAGCUUAAUGGUGGCCGAUUUGGUAAAGCACCAAGGCCAGUAAUUAGGCAGCAAGACACUGCAGUAAUUAUGUAUUCAUCAGGUACUACAGGUGUUAGUAAGGGAGUUGUAUUAACACAUGGGAAUUUAAUAGCUACGGUUGAGCUUUUUGUAAAAUUUGAAGCUUCACAGUAUGAAUAUUCAAGUUCAAAGAAUGUUUAUUUAGCUGUGGUGCCUAUGUUCCAUAUCUAUGGAUUAUCACUUUUUGUGGUUGGAUUGUUAUCACUGGGUUCUACCAUUGUUCUCAUGCGGAGAUUUGAUGGCAAUGAAGCGGUGAAACUAAUUGAUUACUACGGAGUUACUCACUUUCCACUUGUUCCACCUAUACUAACAACAUUGAUAAUGACAGCCAAAGGUGCUACCAAUACUGAAAAUAGCUUCAAGAGUUUGAAACAGGUUUCUUGUGGUGCUGCUCCCACAAGCAGGAAAAUCAUAGAGGACUUUUUUCAGGUUCUUCCUCACGUUGAUUUCAUUCAGGGUUAUGGCAUGACUGAAACAAGUGCAGUAGGAACUCGUGGAUUCAACACCCAACAAUGUCAUAAAUAUUGUUCAAUAGGACUUCUUGCCCCAAAUAUGCAAGCUAAAGUGAUGGAUUGGAAUUCUGGCUCUCCUUUGCCUCCGGAAUAUUAUGGCGAGCUUUGGCUAAAGGGACCUGCGAUUAUGCAACGAUACUUGAAUAAUGAUGUGGCCACCAAGAUGGCAAUUGACGAAGAUGGUUGGCUACGUACUGGUGACAUAGUUUGUUUUGAUGAAGAUGGGUAUUUGUAUGUAUCUGACCGCUUAAAAGAGAUUAUAAAGUACAAUGGCUAUCAGAUAGCACCUGCUGAUUUAGAGGCAAUAUUGAUUUCCCAUCCCCAUAUACUUGACGCUGCUGUAAUUGGAGAAAUGGAUGAAGUAUAUGGGGAGAUACCAGUGGCAUUUGUGGUAACAAGGCAUGGUAGUACACUCAACCAGGAAGAUGUGAUGGGCUUUGUGGCUAUGCAGGUUGCACCUUAUAAGAAAAUAAGAAAGGUGGUGUUUACAAAAUCAAUACCAAAGUCUGCUACAGGCAAGAUCCUUCGAAGAGAACUUAAAAAGUUGUUAAGCUCAAGUUGUAGACUGUAACAUCAUCUUUGAGUUUAUUCGCCUUUUAAGUUCAACGUUCCAUAUUUGUGCUUCAUGUAAUUAUAUUUACCAUAUCUGCAGUGAAAUAGAAUCCUCAGAUUCUGCAAAAA